AUGGUCUCACUAAAGCGCAAUAACGCCACAGAGGAUACAGCCAGAGCUCGUCAGCGUAUCAAGCCAACAGCCGUCACCAUGACUCCUCUCCGGGUCUCCAAUGUCAAGAGUGGCGAGACUGUCCACCAGCAAUGCCUGCUUAUCAAAGGCGAAUGCCCGACUUUCGACAAUUCCGACGACGACUAUAUCUCAGUCAAGACGUCCGACAGCAUGAAGGUUGCUGAGUCCUCGAACAACUGGCCAGUCUAUCGAGGCGCGUGGAAGGCGCUUGUGCUGCUCGCUCCUGGCAACAACACCAUCACCCUCUCUCUACACCAUGCAGGCGGUGCACAGUCGACAUCUUCACUGCUGCUGGUCUAUCAGCCUCUCCUCCAGAUCCCGCCACUCCAUCUUGCCAUCAUGGUGGCCAAGGACUCGCCGCUGGUCAUCGACUGCCCACCAUCCAAGUAUGGAGCCAUCUCCUCCGCGCACAACAGCCUCGAGUCUGUGAUUGCGAAGUUUCGUAUGACGGCCUACAUGUGGCAGGCUCUCACCGCUGAGGACAUGCAGCAGAAAGAACUCGGUCGUCGCACGUUUAGGUUCGAGGAAGAAUGGACGGCAGACACGACCUCAUUCCAGACCUUCAGAGCCAAUGCAGAAGGCGCCACCAUCAUGAAGUCACUGCCAAAGCUCCACAUUGUCCGAACUGAGAAGACAGUAGCCGAGCUUCGCGAUGCCAACGUCGCCCAGCAGAACCCUCAUGCAAGGAGACCGAACGAACUGCAUGAGAUCUUCACCAGAGCUCUCAAAGCAUACGGCGGUCCAUUCGAGUCUGGCUGCAGACCUGUAGUUGCAGGCCUCAUCCUCGACUCAUGCUACUCUCUCGAUCGGAACAUGAUACUGGGCCACGCUGCACUUGGCUGUCACCAGCGUAACGCCCUGUCUCUUGGGAUGUUCGGCAGUCAUCUCACUUACUCGUGGCCACGUUCUAUGGAAGAAGUAUCGUCUUGCCUCCUCGAUGCUACACCUCCAGGAGAGACCGUCGGGAACGACAAUGGCGAGUGCGUUUCGAUGGCUCGAGCUUGUUUCAUAGGCCAAGGAGCUUUCCUGCAUGAGGUGGGACAUGCAUUCGGCGCAGAUCACACCGAAGGCAUCAUGAAGCGUGGCUACAGCAAGGGCUGGGGGACGCAAUUUCUGGAUCAUGAGUCUCUCGCCAUAUCAAGCAAGGACCACAUGCAAGAUGAUGAAGCCAAGUGGGCCCUUCAAGACGUCCUGCGGUUCAAGACUCUGCCUCAUUUCCGCAUCCCAGGCGAUGAGCCAAUCACCAAGGACUUCGUCAACGCAGAGAUUCAGGUCAAGGUGGACAUCGACGGCGAAGGCGAGGAAUGGCUUUGCAUCACAAGCAAAGCCGGACUUGUAGAUGUCAAAAUCCAGAAUGGGUCACAUAACAUCAGCAGCAACUACUCAUCGCCUGGAUACAAGUACACAGUCUGCGACUUCCGCACCCGCGAGCUUUCCGACUUCGAGCGUAGCACUCCACUCGAAGUUUCCGUCCUAGCACAGAACGGCAAGGAGAGGAUCAUCAAGAAUGCCUGGAGCUUCUUCAAAGACAGGACCUUCAUCCGCAUCCCAGGCAGCGAUGUCCGGCUACAAAAGACUUCAGUCAAAUCUUCCAGACUUGAGGAAGACGAUGAUGAAGACAACUACAUCCCAUGGACCGCCCUCCUCAACAAAGCCAACCCCAACGGCAACCACAUCCGUGCAUCCGCCAUCGACCUCCGCGUCGGCUGCACCUUCGACGGGGCAGUGGUCUACUACGUCGACGGCACCUACGCGCACUGUGGACCAACCCGCGAGCACGGUCAAGAGCACCACUUUGGCGGCCACGCAUCCGAGCAACACGAUCUUCCGGCCAACGCCAAGAUCGUCAAAGUCGAAGUGAACAAGUCCGGCGGCUGGAGUCAGGGCAGUCUCGACGGAAUUCGCAUCACGUUGGACGAUGGUGUUCAGUGGGGAGAGAUCAACUCUCAGUACAGCGAUGUGAAUGAUAUUCAUGUGUUUGAGCCGGAUGAUGGCGAGGUGGUUGUUGGGUUCUUUGGGAAGCAUGAGAAGAAUGGUUUCACGGAGGAGUUUGGUAUCAUUACGGCACCCAAGGAUUUCGUGAUCCCGACGGCGGCGUAUGAGUUGCCGGAGUUGAAGAACAAUCUUGUGCAGACGGCUCGACCGAGACCUGCAGCAGAUGAAGACGAUAUGAGCGAGGACAUUGAGAACACUGAUGGAGAGGACGACGAUGAGAUGAACUCCCAGGAUACGAUGUGA
This is a messenger RNA of Zasmidium cellare ATCC 36951, 2298 nucleotides long. RefSeq lists its product as uncharacterized. The record is from RefSeq and is a predicted model, not a curated record. The coding region runs from base 1 to 2298 and encodes 765 amino acids. Gene Ontology annotation, cellular component: cytoplasm. The transcript has 2 exons. Lineage: Eukaryota; Fungi; Ascomycota; Dothideomycetes; Mycosphaerellales; Mycosphaerellaceae.